AUGGCCAGCUCCAAGGUCAUAGGGGCUGCUUUCAUUGUGUUGCUGGUUGUGGAACUUGCAUGUGCUGCUAGGGUCACAGAGAGGUUAUUUGGUGGAAGAGGCGGUGGUGGUGGCGGCGGUAGUGGAGGAGGAGGAGGUGGUGGUGGUAGUCUUGGACGUGGUUCUGGGUAUGGAUCAGGGUAUGGGUCUGGUGGGGGUGAAGGGUACGGUGGAGGAACAGUAGGAGGAGGAGGAGGAUAUGGGUCCGGAUAUGGGUCUGGUGGUGGUGGGAAUGGUGGAGGAGGAGGAGGAGGGGGUGGCAAAGGUGGAGGAGGUGGUGGAGGUGGAGGUUCUAAUGGUUCUGGUUCUGGCUAUGGCUCUGGUUAUGGAGAAGGAGGUGGACAAGGAGGUGGAUAUGGAGGAAGAGGUGGUGGAGGUGGCGGCGGCGGCGGCGGUGGAGGUGGUAGUGGAGGUUCUGGGUAUGGCAGUGGCUCUGGCUAUGGUUCAGGAUAUGGGUCUGGUUGGGGAGGGGGUGGAAAUGAUGAGUCUCCUUAA
Abrus precatorius (Indian licorice) is the source of this 534-nucleotide messenger RNA. RefSeq names its product putative glycine-rich cell wall structural protein 1. The record is from RefSeq and is a predicted model, not a curated record. Bases 1 to 534 code for a protein of 177 amino acids. The transcript has 2 exons. Lineage: Eukaryota; Viridiplantae; Streptophyta; Magnoliopsida; Fabales; Fabaceae.